Striga asiatica is the source of this 1170-nucleotide messenger RNA. Lineage: Eukaryota; Viridiplantae; Streptophyta; Magnoliopsida; Lamiales; Orobanchaceae. The record is from the annotation of a GenBank genome assembly.
AUGGAAAAUAAUCAAUCGAUUUAUGUGGGUGCUAAGAGGGCAGAACAUACCAUGAUCAUACCAAUGAGGGCGGCGAUCUCGAACUCGGUCGCGGUCAGGGACCCCAUCCGACGAUUUGAGUACAGACGGGGAUUGGAUAGAACGGCGGACAUCAGGCAGGAGGUGAGCUCGAGGCUGGCGAGGGUCAGGUCGCUCCACUACGAGAGUUAUUGUGAUGUGUACAACUCUUAUGCGGCCAGACAAUCCUGGAGUUCAUUACAUCGUGAAGCCAACAAAGUAGAAGUCAAUGGUGUUCCAAUAGUAAGUAUAGUCCUUGCUAUGGACUAUGAGCAUGUCACGGCUGCUUCAGAACCUAUCAAGCAAAUCCAGGCCAAUAUGGACAUUCAAGAAACACCAGCCACUCAGAAAAGAAAAAGAUGGACUAGAAAAACACAAGGGGUUGCUGGAGGGAAAAACACCGGAAAUCUUACAAGCAUCCCUGAAAAAACAGAAACUCAAACUCGAAGGAGGAAGCGAAAUCAGUUAAAAGGAAUAUAUUCCAUACCUAUUGCCUUUGAUUUUUUUUCCAAGAACAUGAUGGCUUCGAGGGACAAGCUUAAGGGCGUUGUUUCCCAAGAGAAAGUGUUCUACACCAAGGACUGGACGAAAGAGGUUGAUCGCAUGCUUCGUAAGCUACGUAAGCAUUAUCAAGUUUUCAAAUGGAUCAACACCUUAAGUGGCGUGGUGUACAAUGCCAAUGGCCAUACGGUUGACACUUCAGCACAAACUUGGGACUAUAUUGUUCGUGAAGAAAAGCUCGAAAUGGCUUACAUGAAAGAAGGUGAACUCCUUUUUUUCGAGCUUCAGGCCCUGUUCGAAGAAGCUCCAGAAGACCUGGGUGAAAUGAUGGCCCUGAAAUUAUUGAGAUUGAAUCAGAUACUGACAGCGGAGAGAAUGACGAUGGCGGUGACCCUUACUUGCCUCUUGAAAAUGAGUCAGGCAAUACCAAUAAUUCGUUUUGGAACGAAUUGGCUUGGUACAACUCCGAAUCCGCGAGUGCAUCCUCUGUGCAAGACUACGAUCACCCUCCAAGCAAACUGUCAAGCACUGAAGAGGUUUUACGAAAAUGUAACCAUCAUUGGGCUGGUCACUAGUGGAAUACCAAAGGCCAUGAUGGAGAUGACGUUCUGA